AUGGCCGUCGGAAAGAACAAGCGCCUCACCAAGGGCGGCAAAAAGGGCGGCAAGAAGAAGGCCGGCGACCCCUUCCUUCGAAAGGAAUGGUACGACAUCAAGGCUCCCAGCAUGUUCUCCGUGCGUCAGUGCGGCAAGACCCUGGUCAGCCGAACCCAGGGAACGAAGAUCGCCACCGAGGAGCUGAAGGGCCGCGUCCUGGAGGUGAACCUUGCAGACCUGAACAACGACGAGGAUCAGGCUUCCAAGAAGAUCCGCCUCUGCAUUGAGGAGGUGCAGGGACGUAGCUGCCUUACCGACUUCCAUGGAAUGACCUUGACCAGGGACAAGAUUUGCUCUCUGAUCAAGAAGUGGCAGACGCUCAUCGAAGCACAUGUGGAUGUGAAGACCACGGACAACUACGUGGUUCGCAUGUUCUGCAUUGCCUUCACGAAGCGCCGUCAGGAUCAGGUGAAGGCCAACUGCUAUGCCCAGUCUGCGCAGAUCCGCAAGAUCCGCAAGAAGAUGACCGAGAUCAUGACGCAGGAGGCCAGCAAGGUGCAGCUGCGUGAGUUGGUCAAGAAGCUGAUUCCAGAGUCCAUCGGCAAGGAGAUCGAAAAGCAGGCCCAGGGGAUCUUCCCCCUGAAGGACUGCCUCAUCCGCAAGGUGAAGAUUCUGAAGAAGCCAAAGUUCGACAUCACCAAGCUGAUGGAGCUGCACGGGGAUGGCGGCGACGACAUGGGUGUGGAGAUGGUCCGCCCGGAAGCGGAGGAUGCCGUGAACACCUUGACAGCUGAUGUUACAGCUGCUGCUGAUGACGACUAG
This is a messenger RNA of Symbiodinium necroappetens, 804 nucleotides long. Lineage: Eukaryota; Dinophyceae; Suessiales; Symbiodiniaceae. The record is from the annotation of a GenBank genome assembly.